Messenger RNA from Lagopus leucura (white-tailed ptarmigan), 1225 nucleotides. RefSeq names its product RNA binding motif protein 48 (gene RBM48). Gene Ontology annotation, molecular function: nucleic acid binding. The coding region runs from base 1 to 1062 and encodes 353 amino acids. The transcript is spliced from 5 exons. Gene Ontology annotation, cellular component: nucleoplasm. The record is from RefSeq and is a predicted model, not a curated record. Lineage: Eukaryota; Metazoa; Chordata; Aves; Galliformes; Phasianidae.
AUGGCGGCGGGGGGCGGUGGCGGCGCGCUGGGGGAGGCGUGCAGGCACCACCAGCAGCUGGGCGCCUGCGGGUCGCGCGCCAAGUACCGCGAGGGGCGGCGGCCCAGGGCCGUCAAGGUGUAUACCAUCAACUUGGAAUCUCGUUAUUUACUGAUCCAGGGAGUUCCUGCGUUAGGUGUCAUGAAGGAAUUAGUGGAGCAGUUUGCCUUGUACGGUGCCAUAGAAGAGUACCAUGCCCUCGAUGAAUAUCCUGCAGAGCAAUUUACUGAAGUUUAUCUUAUAAAAUUCCAGAAUCUCCAAUGUGCGAGGGUGGCCAAGAAAAAAAUGGAUGAACGGAGUUUCUUUGGGAGUUUGCUGCACGUGUGCUAUGCGCCAGAAUUUGAAACAGUCCAAGAAACUAGGGAGAAGCUGCAGGACAGAAGGAAGUAUAUAGCAAAAGCAACAAAUCAAACAGAUUGCUUUCUGUUGAAGAAAACAGAGGGGCCUAGAAAGACCAAGUCUGACAGUCAGUGGAGCACAUCAGCAUCGUAUGCAGCUAGUCACUGGGAUCCAUCCUGCUUUCCAGAUUCUCACGGGUUGUCCCAAAACACGGAAUAUCCUUCUGGCAAUCACAGUCAGGGCUUAUUGACUUUUCCCCAAUGUGACAACCACAGUGCUGAAGUCUCUGGGAACUUUGGUCACAGCACAUCCCUAUCUCUGAAGACACGUCCAGGAGGAUGUGCUUCACCACUGCCUUUAAUUCAGCAAAGAACAGUUCCAGUUGAUAAUGGAACUGACAGGUUUAUGCCUCGUACAACUCACCUGCAGGAACGUAAGAGGAAGAGAGAAGAGGGUAACAAAUCUGCCCUCAUUGAAACAAACGUGGACAGUACUGACAUAGUCAUUGGUCCACAGCUACCAGAAAUACCUAAAGUGGAUAUGGAUGAUGAUUCACUGAACACUUCAGCCACCUUGAUUCGAAAUAAACUGAAAGAGGUAGCAGAUUCUGUUUCGAGUACACCUGUGGAAAAACCAGGCACUAGUGCCACCAAGCCACCAGUAAAGCAGAGAAGAAGAAUAUAGAUACUGCUGGCAGCAUCUUUCUACAGUUCUUUAUUGAGGAUAUAAUUUAAAAUACUUACUACUUUUUUAAUUUAAAAAACAAAAUUGUUUUAUACUGCAUUGCCAAGCAAUUACUUGUUAAAAACAGUUCCAGUAUUAAAAACUAAACCAGUGUAAUACUGUA